AUGUCGACAGAAGUGUCCGAUAAUAUUUCAGAGCAGGAACCAUCUUUGAAUACAUUAGAGGAGGAAACAACAGCAAAAGAUAGUAGUUCAUCCGUUGAAACAUCACCAACUCCCUUGUAUUUCCUAACAAAUGGUUCUAAAACGGCUUCAUUUUCACCACUAGUAUCAGCUGGAUCAACAACAACGGUCGAAAAUGAAAUCACUCAACCAGUAAAACCAUCCACAUCGACUCAUUCACAAAAACACGUUCACUUUCCAACAGAUGAUGUACAAUUAACUAAAGUUUCGGCAGCUCCCGUACCGCUCUCAAAUCAGCCAUUUGUACCAUUAAAAACCGUCUUACGCAUCUAUUUGGAUACUUGUUUGAAAUCGCAAAUAAAACCAUUACAAACAAUCAUUGAUCAAUUAUCACGAAUUAAGGAUGAGCGUCAGACAUUUUACGAUCGCAUAGAACGUUUAUCGAUUAUCAAUGAAAAAUUUGGUGUCUCACACUUGGAUGCAUUUGAAGAGAUAUUUUCUCGUGUUCAAUUUCAUACAUUAGAAUUUGAAUCUUCAUUAUACGAAGAUACAUUAAUUGCAUCGUUAUUCGAUAUCAUUGAAUACUAUGAAUCAUGUAUUCAUUUAAAUUUAUCCGGUAAUCGUUCAAUGAAUUCACAGAGUUAUCAAGCACUUGGACGUUAUAUGAGAAAAAGUUAUAUUUUAGAACGCUUAGAUAUGAAUCAUAUGAAAUUUGAUGACAAUACUAUUCUCACAUUUGGGCGAUGUUUACGUUUUUCAUCGACUUUAAUCGAGUUGCAUUUGGAAUCUUGUCAAUUAAACGGAAAAAUAUUACAAAAUUUAAUUCAACAUAUACGUGUGUGCAACGGUUUAAGAGAGUUAUAUCUAGGUGAUAACCGUUUGCAAGUUCAAGAUAGUUUAAUUCUAUGCGACGUAAUUCGAACAUGUGGUCAUUUUUUAAAUUUAUUAGAUUUAAAAACAAAUUAUCUACAAGACAAUGGACUAUCGCAUAUCGCAUCACAGUUGAGUCAAUACGAUGAACAUCAUACACAACGUAAUAUAUUGCGAAAACUAAAUUUGCAAUCGAAUCAAAUCAGUCAGCAAGGCAUCGGAUAUUUGGCUAAAGCAUUAUUACAUAAUCGUACAAUAAAUUCAUUGAAUUUAAGCAAUAAUAAUUUGACAAACGAAGGUUUAUUUCUAUUGAGAGAUUCUUUAUUAGCAAAUAGGUGCAUUAGUGAAUUAAUAUUAAGAAAUUGUAAAUUAACAUGUCAAGCAGCCAUUUCAUUAGCGGAAUAUGUGGCUGAAUCAUCUAUAAUACAACAUAUUGAUUUGAGAGGAAAUAAUAUUCAAGCUAGUGGUAUAAUGGCAUUAUCUUUAGCAAUGAAACAUAAUAAAUCAUUAAUUAAACUUGAAUUAGAUUCGAUAGUAUCCACACAAGAGAAUGGCAAUGUUGUGUCAAGUCAGUCUCAGACGAAUAAUAUCGAUCGUACCACAAAUAGUCUAUUAUCAUUUACAAAUUUGAAACGGAUUACGUCCGGUAUUGGACAUCUGUCAAAUGUUUUAAAUCAAAAUUCAGAUCCAAUACAAGAUGCUAGAGUGAAGCAAUUUCUUGAACAAAAAUCUAAAUGGAUCAAUGAUAUUACAGAAAUAUGUCGAAGAAAUAAAGAAAGACAAUGUGAACUAGAAGAGCAAGAAGAACAAAAAGAAGAAAAACGAGUAAACGGAGAGGAAAACCAACAAAAUAAUGAACAUCAAGAGGAAACAGUGAACGAAGAAGAAGCGGCAAAAGAAGAAACGGUGACAGUACUUCCUGAGGCAUCAAUCGGCAAUCCUGCAUUGUUAAACAAAAAAUCCUCAAAUAAAUUCGUUUCUCCAUUGCCAUCGCCAUUAUUGAGUCUAGAAGAUGAUUUAUCACCAUUUCUAGUUAAAAAAAUAUUUAAAGAUGAUGAUCAACAAUCUUCUCCAGUAUCACGUGUGGAUCAUGAUCAAGUUAUUGAACAUACACCUCCAACUACAAGUACAAACGAUAUUAUAGAAAGCAUUCCUACACCUUCCAGCAUAGAUUUCAAUUCAGAGGACGCGACUUUGUCUAACAUUAGUGAAAAUAAUAAUCCAAUAAAUGAAAUGACAUUCACCAACAAUAACUCAGAACCAACAAUACCUGCUGUCAAAUCACCUUUUACUAUUGAUGAUUAUGAUGAUAAUGUUGACGAGGACAAACAAGAGGAGAAAAAGAGUAAUAACAUUCCAAUAAACAUUUCAGAUAUUCAUUUCGAUUCACUUCAACAUGAAGAUUAUUCAAUUGAACAGAAAAACUCAGAAAGAAAAGAUAGCGAAGAUGAUAUUGAUGAAUACGAUGAACAUAAGAAAAAGCCGUUUCGUCACUCAGAUAGUUUAUUUUUAUUGAGAAAUAAAGCUGGAGAUCUAGGCGAAGAUACUAUGGAAGAGCGUGAUAUUGAGGUUGAUGAUAAUAAUUCAAUACUUCCAACAAAUCAGCCAGUUGUUCUCGGACACGAACAACAAUUAAUUAAUUGA
Messenger RNA from Didymodactylos carnosus, 2532 nucleotides. The record is from the annotation of a GenBank genome assembly. NCBI's taxonomy places the organism in Eukaryota, Metazoa, Rotifera, Eurotatoria, Philodinida, Philodinidae.